AUGGCCAACAUGAACCCCAUGGGUGGCCCUGUUGGAGGUGCCCCCAUGCCCAUGAUGAACAACGGCGUCGUCAACCCCCAGGCCGCUGCGGCUGCCGCCGCCGCGUCUCGCCAACAGGCAAACGAGAACCAGCGCAGCAUUCUCAACACCUACAUCUACGAAUACUUUAUCCGCAUGGGAAUGUACGAUUGCGCCCGAUCUCUCCUUUCCAGCGAUCAACAGGUCAAUGUCCUCGGUAAGGAUGGCGCGAACCGUCGUCGCGACGAGAACGGAAAUAUCAUCAACGGUGUUGGCGACGACCCCAUGGAUACCGAUUCGAAGGACGACAUCGACUCCAAACUCCCUGAAGACUUGCCGCCGCCAAAGCUUCCCAUGCCUGCUUCCGACACCUCUUUUCUCUACGAGUGGUUCUCCGUCUUUUGGGACAUUUACUACGCGCAGCGCGCCAAGAGCGGAAACAAUACCAUUAAUCAAUAUGUUCAACAUACUCAGCAGCAAUCCCGGCUAAAGCAGAAUCAACAGCAGGAACUUCUGCGAGGGAUGAGACCAGACAUGGCUGCGCAGCAAUAUCAGAUGAUGCGCAACAUGCAGAACGGCGGCAUGAUGAAUAUGAAGCAGGGCAAUCUUGCCCGCGCCGCCAUGGCUAACAGCCAAAAUAACCCUCAAAUGAUGCUACAGCAGGCCAAGCAGAACCAGAUGCAGCGAGAUCCCUCCGGUAUGGAUGGCCAAAACAGACCUUCUUCACCAACGUCUGGGGAGAACGCUCCCUCGCCUUCCAAGCGACAGCGCAUCGACGGCGCACCGUUCAACCCUAACCAGCCUGGCAUGAUGCCUAAUGGCCGCCCCGGUCAAGGCAUGCCAGGCCAGCAGAUGCCCGGAGGAGCCAAUACUGCCGCCGCUCAACAAACCUUACUUGCCAAUGGUAUCAAUCCUCACUCGUUACAUCCUCAGCAGCUGCAGAACUUUGCCGCCGCCCCGCCCGCCGCUCAGCAAAAGUCGAUCGCGACCUACUCGCAGAACCUGCAGCAACACCAUGGUACUCAGAUGGGAGGCAAGCAGAUGCCCAAUGCCGUUCCUCAAGGCCAAGGAUCCCCAAUGAUGGCCCAGGGUCCCGAUGGAACUGCUCUCAAUGCGUUCUACAACCCAGGCGAGAUGGGAGGCCCAGGCGGCAUCCGGGCGGGACCUGGAGGUCCCCAAAACGGAGGGGGAAGCAACCAUGCCCUCCAAGACUAUCAAAUGCAGCUAAUGCUUCUAGAGCAGCAGAACAAGAAGCGACUCAUGAUGGCCCGCCAAGAGCAAGAUACCGUCGGCGGCAAUGGCAUGCCCCGCGAAGGCCAACCCGGACAACCAGGUGGCCCUCCUGGACCCAACGGCCAGUUCCCGGAUACUUCGCCCCAGGCCAUGCGACCAGGUGCCUCGCCCAACCCUGCUGAGCAGAUGAAGCGCGGCACACCCCAGAUGAACAACUCUGGCAUUCCUUCACCGGUCCCCGAGGGUGGUCAAUCCCGUGGCUCUCCCAACCCGGCCAUGAACUUCAUGGGCAACCAGAUGGAUCCCAACAUGGCACCUCACUUCUUCAAGCAGCAGAUGGAUGGCAACAUGGGAGGCCAACCUCCGAUGAACGGCGGCAUGCGACCCCCUAGCUCUCACCCUGGUGCACCUUUCAAUGGACAGAUGAACCAGCAACAGAUGAUGGCCGCCGCACGACAACAGCAAGGCCAGCCAGGCCAAGGGCCUCAAGGAAAUCCUCAGCAGUGGCAGCAAGGACCUAAUGGACAGAUGGUACCUCAGCAGAUGCAGCAGCAAAGUCCUCAGAUUCAGGGAACUCCCCAGCAACGAUCGAUGCCUCCUCCCCAAGCACCACCCGCUGGCGCAAAUGGAGCCAACAGCAGGACGACCGCAUCCCCUCAACAAGCAGCAGCUGCACCGCCAACUCCUAGCCAAACUAACAAGGCCGCGCCUAAGAAGAAGAAGGGCGAGACCGCCAAGGAUAAGCGCGCUGCUGCCAAUAAGAAGGCGAACCAGAACCUCAGCAAUGCUGGUGCAACUCCUUCAAACGAGAAUAAUGAAUCACAGGAGACUCCAGCUCCUGCGACACCCAUUCAAAACGCCAAUGCUGCCAACUUCAAUAAGAAUGGGCAAGCUGGCAACACCGGUCAGAAUGGUCAACCAACGACUGGCCCAGCUGCUAAUGCUCCCGCAGCUGCAACAACCGCUCCUCCUCCUCAGCCACCAGCUCCUCAGCACGACCCCAAUCAAAUGAUGGGUAUGGAUAACAGCUUUGGCCCAUUGUUUGAUGGCGGCGGCAUGGAGUUGGCCAACCCCCUCAACUCGGGUGACGUGCUCAAUGACUUUGACUUUGAUUCGUUCCUCCACGACCAAGAUGGUGAUAACUCAGCCUUCAAUUUUACGGAAGCAUUCCCCAUGGGAGAUGAGAUAGGAGCAGAUUAA
Molecule: messenger RNA, 2451 nt
Organism: Fusarium fujikuroi IMI 58289
Lineage: Eukaryota; Fungi; Ascomycota; Sordariomycetes; Hypocreales; Nectriaceae
Product: related to Som1 protein
Exons: 5
Coding region: 1-2451 (816 amino acids)
Cellular component (GO): nucleus
Molecular function (GO): protein binding
Source: RefSeq, a predicted model, not a curated record